Molecule: messenger RNA, 1735 nt
Organism: Periophthalmus magnuspinnatus
Lineage: Eukaryota; Metazoa; Chordata; Actinopteri; Gobiiformes; Gobiidae
Gene: nostrin
Product: nitric oxide synthase trafficking
Exons: 16
Coding region: 8-1735 (575 amino acids)
Biological process (GO): signal transduction
Cellular component (GO): cytoplasm; plasma membrane
Molecular function (GO): protein binding
Source: RefSeq, a predicted model, not a curated record
UUUGCGCAUGAGUGGUUUUACCUGGAGGGUUGCGGUGUGCAAAGUUCAAAGUCCGAAGUCCACAAACAGUCUCAAGAUGAAGGACCCAAUCAGCACCUGCAUGUACAACCAGCUGUACCAGGAUGUCAAGCGGUUUUCCAAAUCAGGGGAGUAUUUCUGCAAAGAACUUACAGCAGUUUUUCAUCAGAGGUCUGAACUUGAGCUGACGUACUCUAAAGGUCUCCAAAAGUUAGCUGGAAAACUCAUCAGGGCGUCUAAAGAAAUGACCAAUAAUUCCACCUACAGUGCGUGGUGUCAUGUGUCCGACGAGAUGUACUCAAGAGCGGACGCCCACAGGUCACUGGGCAAUGCCUUUCAGCAGGAGGCCACAGUGGAACUAAAGCAGGUCCUAGAUGAGCACAACAAGAGGAAGAGGCCUCUUGAUAAUGCCAUUGAAAGAAGUGGGAAAGCAGUUACAGCAAACUGGACAGACCAACUCAAGCUCAAAAAGAAACUAAUUGGUCUGACCAGAGAACACGAAGCUUUGUUCAACUUCGUAGAGAACAACAAACACAUGAGCACCGAGAAAGAAAAACAAAAGAUGCUAAACAGGCUAACCAAGUCGGCAGAGCUCCAGGCGAGAGUGGAUGAUGAGUAUUUCAACAUGAACUUGGAGGGAUAUGAGACGAGACUCAAGUGGGAGAACACGCUCAAGGCUUGCUAUCAGAUCAUUCAGGAGAUGGAGAAACAGCGAAUCGAAGUGCUGGGUGAGGCUUUGAACAGAUACAACCUCCACAUGUCCAGUUUUGGCCAAGCUCUCAAACAUGGGCAGAAGCAGAUCGAACAGACCGUACAGAGGGUGGAUGUGGACAGAGACAUAGACACACUACUGGCUGAACACCGCCUCCCUCCAGAGGACAACAAGGCCGAGUUUCUCAUGGUCGACUAUUUUGAAGAGGACAACAAGUCACUGAUGGGCAAAGAGCGGAGGAGAGAGGCGCUGCAAAUCAAAGUGCAGCGGCUACAGGACAAUAUCGCCAAGACUAAGAAAGAUAUUGACGGCAUAAAACGACUGAUAAAAACGUACUCUGAAAAUCCAUCUUUUUCCAAUGAGAGGAACAUCGAGGAGACGGAGCAGCAGUUAGAUGAGACCACUCUAAAACUCGACCUGCUGGAGGCCACUCAUUACAAGCUGUCCCUGGCUCUGUCUGAAGUAGAGGGACGGCCAAAGUCACUGCAUCGAUUCACUGACAGCAUCUCCAAAUGGAAAGAUAAGGACAGUGAACACAGCGUUGUCCACCUGAGGCGCCCGGUGAAACUGAGGAGGUCUUCGUACCGUUCCCGUCGUUCCCUGAGGGCCUCCAUCAUUUACAAGGGGCCCCAUCCCAUUGGCCCCCAGCAGAGCGUGGCGCCGAGCAGGGCCACCUCACCGCCCCCAACCCAGGAAACAGGAGCUGCGGAAGGGGACAAGCCUCACACGGAGAGGGAACACAAACACGCUGAACAAUCCCUUAAGUCCUGCAGUAUUGGACUAUGUAAGGCCAUAUAUGACUUCACCCCAAAGCAGGAGGAUGAACUGUCCUUCAAAGAGGGUGACGUUCUAAACAUUUACACAAAGGAGGAGAAUGGCUGGUGGUUUGGAGAACUUAACGGACACAAGGGACACUUCCCCUGCACUUAUGUGGUUGAAGUGUCUAUGGAAAAAACUGUCAAAAUGUCUGAAGAGGUCUUACAAAAUAACACUCAGAGCUCAUAA